This is a messenger RNA of Physella acuta, 1783 nucleotides long. RefSeq lists its product as uncharacterized. NCBI's taxonomy places the organism in Eukaryota, Metazoa, Mollusca, Gastropoda, Physidae. The record is from RefSeq and is a predicted model, not a curated record.
CACGGCUAUAAAUAUGCGGUAACAGUACGAACUCGCUCUCAAUCUACAGGAUAAAGUUACUCCACUCCUGGUGUCAGUUAGAAAAACAGUACGACACGUUUUACAUUUAACUCUACACUAAACUAAAGAUGUCGGGGUAUUCGGAAUCCGUUGAUGUUGAAGCAGUGCAGUAUGCUACGAAAGCACUUCUUAUCAGCUUCAUUAUUGUCAUUACCAUCUCAAACGGUGCUCUCGUCAUCAAAAUCAUGAGACGAAAACAUUUUCUGUACAGCCCAAAACACCUGCUGCUGAUAUCACUGGCUGUAGGGGACAUUUUCUUGGCGCUGUUCGCCUUGGUCAUACAGGCCAAACUAAUGUUUCAGAUGCAUGAGUUAGGAUUAGAGGAAUGCCGGAAAGGGAUUUACUCUAAUGUGUACGCAAAUUAUCUUCCAAAUUUUGUGUAUGGAUUCGGUCUCGUUGUUCUAUCAGUUGAAUUUGUGUAUCGUCGGAGAUCAAAGAGACGAAGAACAACAGGUAAUUACGAAUUGCUUCGAAGUUUUCUGAUCAGUAGCCUGCCUUGGUUUCAUGGAUUGUAUCUUAUCGUCCUACCACAGACCUUCGCAGGCGUGGAUCUGAAUACGUGUAGACUUAGCUUUACACUUGAAAGAACAAGUGGACAGAUUGUUGUGUCCAUGGUACUCCCUGCUUGUCUGGCACUGAUAACGGCUGUUGUUGUCGUCUGCUUCAAGAUAGACCGUGGUUAUGUCCAGCACCUAGAGAUGACGUCAGGUGACCGAACGUUUGCCAGUGGUCAAGAUACUGAAGAUAUUAUAGCACAACACAGACAACCAGAUGCGAUGAACGUGCCUGCAUAUAAUGCUGAUCCACCUUACUAUCAAUCACAGAGUUCACCUUAUUACUCACCACAGAUCACACUUUAUCCAACACAGAACCCGCCUUACUAUCCACCACAGGAUGCUCCUAAUUAUCCACCACAUAAUCCAUAUUAUCCACUACACGAUUAUGUCAACAACAGUUCAAACGUCAACAACCUGACAGUUGUGGUAAACGACAACAUCCCAACGAUACCAUCGACCAACGCUAUCUACCCAGAACAAAACAAGAUUCUCUCUCUAGCGCUGAUCUUCUUUAUUCUAGUGACGCCGUUAGCCGUUUAUUACCUGGUAGCUUUAAACACCGAUCUGACGUCAUCAGCACUGACCAACAUUGUGCUUGAGCAGGGCUUGAUGUGGCUCAUGCUGCUUAGGCCUUUCGUCACUGCCGUCGUCACCUCACAAUCAGCCUACAUAGAACAGCUUUAAUUGUCAAGCUGCCCAUAACAAACAGUAAAUAUAACACCUUUGCAACUGGAAGUGUAAGUUAAAUUACACUGUUCCACUUAAAUGCAAGAAAAUACUAUUAUCUUGAUUAAAAAAUAGCCUAGAAUUACUAACAUACUCACAAACACACACAUAUAUAUCUAUAGGGUCUGCAUGGUCGAGUCAGUAAAGCUCAUGUAUGUUAAAACGAAAAGUCUCGAGUCCGAACCCCUGGGCACAUUAGGAUCAAUUGGUGGGGACAGCAUCUCUUCUAUGAAAGACAACUCCAAAAUCAAACAACUGCUGCAUUUGUUCUUGGUUGGACAAAGGCUAUGGAAGUAAAUCCAAAAAUAAAAGCAGGCUGGAAUCGAUAUCAACGGCCUAUAUGGCGCAUAACAAACUGACACAUAAUACUUAAUUGUGUUGAAGGGAAUCACUUUUUAGCAAUUAUACUUAAGAACGAAGAAGAAGAAAGCAGACACACA